UUAUUUUGUUAGAAGAAUUAGAUAGCCGGAAGUCUAUGAAGCAGACCGUUACGUAAUAUAAAUAAACAAAAUAGUGUUUUUGAACACAUGUAAACACAAUUUGGUUCUUUUUAAUUACAUUUUUAUACAUAUAACUUUGACGACAAUGGCUGAUGGGUUAUUUUUGAUGCAAAGAUAUUAUGGAAGUGAUGAAGAGUCAAAGCUAGAUAACUCAGAAAAGAAGCGGAGAAAGUCAAAUGAACUUAAAAGAAAGAGAAAAACUUCAGUCUCUGAAAAUGAGCAUGAGGCUAUAUCUACAACAGAAGUAAAAGAUAAAAAUGCUGACAAGAUUCAAGAUAUCUCUACUACAAAAGUAAAACAUAAAAAAGCUGACAAAAUUCUAGAUAAAUCCAUUACAAAAGUAGAAGAUAAAAAUGCUGACAAAAUUCAAGAUAUGUCUGCUUCCAAAAAAGAAGAAAACAAUAUUGACUUCCACACAGAAGAUGAAGUAAACAAUUCUGUAAAUUUAGAAAAUAACAGUGAAGCCUUUUGUGUCAUAGGCCCAAAGAGAAAUCAAAAUAUUCAAAAAAUAAAACCAAAUCUACCAAAAUGGAUUAGAAAUCCCUCAAUCAUUAGUAUUGAUUUGAGAGAACAGGAAAUCCCCAUCUCAGACCUUAAAUUUUUAGAUGACAGCUCUAAAAAAAACUUAACUGAAUCUGGAAUAAAAUUUUUAUUUCCUGUACAGCUGGGAGUCAUUCCAUGGUUGAUGCAAAAUAAUCACAAUUCUUUUGUUAGACCUCACGACUUGUGCGUCUCUGCUCCCACAGGAAGUGGCAAAACUCUUGCAUUCGUAAUACCCAUUGUGGAGUCCUUGAAAGAACGAACGGUGUGCGCAAUACGUGCCGUGGUCGUUCUUCCAGUGAGUGAGUUGGCCAUGCAGGUCUGCAAAGUAUUUGAGUUAUUCGUGAAAAACACUGACUUGAAAGUGGUGCUUCUAACGGGUCAGAAGUCUUUUCAAGCUGAACAAAAUGCUCUCAUCAAACAUGGAACUUAUGGAGUUUUAAACUUAGCAGACAUAGUUGUCACUACACCAGGAAGAAUAUUGGAUCAUAUUCAAAAGACUGAGGGAUUCACCCUUCAGCAUUUGAGGUAUCUUGUUAUAGAUGAAGCUGACCGAAUGGUAGAGGACAUACUGAAAGGAUGGCUGACGAAAAUUCAAGAAGCAACUUUUAGAGACUGUGAUGAAUGUGCAUGCUUCUCAGUUUGUGACAAGAAGACACAGUCUGGACAGUCCAAUGCAUGUAGAUUUGGGCGCACGAGUCAUUCGUUUCAGAAGCUGUUGUAUUCGGCUACCCUUUCGCACGAUCCAGAAAAAUUACACUCGCUUUCUUUGUACAGACCAAAGUUAUUUAUUGCGAGCGAGAAACUGAACUCUGAGUAUUCGACAGGUAGGUGCUCCCUUCCUGAAAAUUUGAUUCUUCAGCAUAUUAUUUGUGAAACAGAAAUAAAACCUCUUGUCCUCUGCCAUUUUAUCAAAAAAUAUAAAUUUAAGAAGAUCCUUUGCUUUACUGAGAGUGUUGAAAGAGCGAACAGAUUACAACUGAUCUUAGAGGAGAUGGGGCUCCUUCGAUCCAGAGAAAUAUCUUCCAACUACAGACCAGUUCAGCGUAAAAUAAUAUUGAAACAGUUCAACUCUAAAAAAAUAGACGUCAUUGUUUGUUCAGAUUUAGUCGCAAGAGGAAUAGAUAUAGAAGGCGUAGAUUGUGUCGUGUCCUAUGAUGUCCCGCCUCACCUGAAGACAUAUGUACAUAGGGUGGGAAGAACGGCAAGAGCGGGAAAGGGAGGAACUGCAGUUGCCCUGGUUUCUAAAGAUGAAUUUCCUAGCUUCAAGAAAAUGCUCUCUGAUGCAGGUAUGGCUCUUCCUAUCAACUUACCAGUAAAUGCUCAGCAUUUAAAAGAAUAUGCAGAAACUUUCCAAAAAGCACUUCAAGCUGCCGAUGCAAAAUUUAGGAAACAGAAAAAUACAAAACGUAGUAAUGCUUCAAAGAAGACGCAUAGAAGAAAGUCAAACAUAAAAACCUAGCCAUUAGUUUAUAUCAUUAUUAUUUCUCCAAUAAACAAAUGUUUUUAUUAAA
This is a messenger RNA of Parasteatoda tepidariorum (common house spider), 2114 nucleotides long. It is a transcript of the gene Dbp73D, whose product is annotated as putative ATP-dependent RNA helicase Dbp73D. NCBI's taxonomy places the organism in Eukaryota, Metazoa, Arthropoda, Arachnida, Araneae, Theridiidae. The record is from RefSeq and is a predicted model, not a curated record. Gene Ontology annotation, molecular function: ATP binding; nucleic acid binding.